AUGCGCAUGUAUGAAGUCCUCUUUGCUUGUCCGGAUCAGCUCACAAAGGAACUCUCCAAAUUUGAGAGACUUCAAGAGGAUAUUCAAAAUAAGUUAUGUUCUCCAUAUGUGCCAGUGUUAAGGGAUGAUUACAUAGAAAUAUUGGAACUGUAUAAGGCAGGGGGAAAGACAGCCAUUAAACUUGCUGUCACUUUUGACCCAACAUUCAAGGCCACUAUACAUGUUCACAGGAAAAAACUCCCUCAGGAUCAUGAUUUAUGGGAUGGUCUUCCUCAAAGUUUCGACACAUACUCUAAAGUUCAACUGUUACUUGAUAGACUGAACAAGUAUGUUGUGUGUAUAGGGAACCCUGAUGAAGAGUAUCAAGAUCUGGUCCCUGUUGGUACUGCACUGACAUCUGGAAAUUCUUCAGAAGUUCAUGCGUACAGAGAAGGUGACUUUGGUGCGGAAUUGGGAAAGGUAACAUACAGUUCCACCAUCAGGGCAAUGAACUGUCCAAUGUUAGUGGAGGGGCCAAGAUGCUGUAGUUGUGCGUCGUAUAGAAGGUGUUUGCGAACUAGGAAACAGCGUCUUGCAGAAAAAGAUAAUUUGUUGGACAUAGAUCUGAUUCAUAGCAGGUACAAACACAAAGACAUGAGUAGGCAAAUGUUGAUUUCCAAAAUUAAUCAACAGAAAUCUUGUAUCAAAAGCAUGCAGCACCAGAUAGACAAGCAAAGACGAGACAUAGAUAGAGAGAUUUUGAGAAGUGGCAUAAGCAUUCCCGAUCAUCAAAAUCAGGAAAUGUCGGACUUGUUUAGUGUUUGUAGGGAGGACAUGGAGAAGGCAUUUCCAGACCCAAAUUCUUUGCAAAUAUUACUCUGGGAGCAGCAGAUGAAAUUUUCAAGAUCAGGGAAAAACGGAAUGAGAUGGCACCCAAUGAUAAUCAAGUGGUGUUUAUAUCUUAGACACAAAUCUUCGAAAGCUUAUGAUGUCUUAAGAGACUCUGGAUUUAUCAUUUUACCAAGUGCUAGAACUCUAUUUGAUUAUUCUCACUAUACCGCAAGUGCUUUAGGAUUCCAAGGGGAUGUUGUCCAAAUGCUGCAGGAGGAAGCAUCAAAGAAAGAAAUGUUUUCUAAGGAAGAACCGUACAAGUGCUAUGUAGGAAUCCUUUUUGACGAAAUAAGAAUAAAGGAAGAUCUAGUGUAUGACAAGCACACUGGAGAACUGGUUGGCUACUGCAACUUGGAUAAAGUGGGCAACCAGAUUUUACAGCUACAGAAAUUAUCAGAUAAUGAGGGAAGUGUUACAGCAAAAAACAUGCUUGUGCUUAUGGUGCGUGGUGUGUCAACAGACUUGAAGUUUCCUCUGGCUGGAUUUGCAACCUUAAGUAUUACUGCUGACUUUUUAUAUCCCAUCAUAUGGAAAGCGAUAGAUAUUGUUGAAAUCAUCAAUCUAAAAGUGCUAUUUUUGACAUGUGAUGGUGCAUCAUCAAACAGAAAAAUUUUUGACAUGCAUAAAGUGUCUGAAGACCAAGUGUUAGUUUAUUCAACAGUCAACCCCAGAGACAAAAGUCGAAAAAUAUUUUUUAUAUCUGAUGUUCCUCAUCUGAUGAAGACAACUAGAAACUGUUUCAGCAAUUCCAAUGCCCACAAAAACACCCGAAAGCUGUGGAAAGAUGGCAAGGAUAUAUCGUGGCUUCAUAUUCUAAAACUUUAUGAGGAACAUUGUGAACUUUCUCUGUACAGUCCAUGUCCGAAGCUUACACGCGCACAUGUUGACAUGACAGCUUUUGGAUGUAUGAAGGUUAAUCUCGCAGCACAAGUGCUGAGCAGUUCUGUGGGAAAUGCUUUGGAGGAAUUGUAUGGUGACUCUGUCAAUGAAACUGUGGCUUUCAUAAGAAAUUUCAACAAAUUUUUUGAUUGUUUGAAUGUGCGGAGGUAGGAAUAAGAGAAAUCCUGAUCUGAAUCCAUACAAGCAAAUAACAGACCCAAGGUUAGAUUGGUUGAAAAGUGACUUUUUGGGAUAUCUAGAUAACUGGAAUGUGUGUGUCGAAAACCGACACGGAGACUUCAACCAGAAUCAGUGCAACAGAAUGAAGUUGAGUAAACAGACAAUAGAUGGACUUAAAAUUAGUGUUAAUUCAAUUACAGAAUGUGUAAAAGUAAUGCUGAAUGCAGGUGCAAACUUUGUUCUGACACACCAUUUCAAUCAGGACCCAAUUGAACAACACUUUGGACAUUAUCGUCACAGAG
Molecule: messenger RNA, 2231 nt
Organism: Pecten maximus
Lineage: Eukaryota; Metazoa; Mollusca; Bivalvia; Pectinida; Pectinidae
Source: RefSeq, a predicted model, not a curated record